AUGGUGCGUCAGCUACAUGACGGCAUGACAGAGCGCGUCACGGACAAUGAAGUCGUCUCAGAGGCAUUCUCAGUGACCAACGGAGUGAAGCAGGGCUGUACCCUCGCACCUACUACCCUCAGUUUGAUUUUCAUCACCAUGCUAUGGGACGACUACCGUGACGAACGUCACGGGAUCCGCAUCGCCUACAUGACGGAGAGUCACCUACUCACUCAGCGGUGGAUGCACUUCCAGUCGCAUGCAUCAGCAAAUUCCGUCCACGAACUUCUCUUCGUCGACGACUGA
Spirometra erinaceieuropaei is the source of this 285-nucleotide messenger RNA. The record is from the annotation of a GenBank genome assembly. Lineage: Eukaryota; Metazoa; Platyhelminthes; Cestoda; Diphyllobothriidea; Diphyllobothriidae.